Messenger RNA from Rosa chinensis, 912 nucleotides. RefSeq lists its product as uncharacterized. Lineage: Eukaryota; Viridiplantae; Streptophyta; Magnoliopsida; Rosales; Rosaceae. The record is from RefSeq and is a predicted model, not a curated record. The transcript has 2 exons. The coding region runs from base 289 to 699 and encodes 136 amino acids.
GACGCGGCUUCAGGAAUCCAUGACUCUCUGCCUCUUUCUUUCAGCAAUCCGCUCUCUGCCUCUCUCGUAGACUCCAUGACUCCAUCUCUCUCUUCUUCAUCCAAACCCACAAUUUCAGAGUGAGAGAAUCUGAGCUGGGAUUGGGUUCUGAAGUGCUUAUUGGGAUUUGGGUUUGGUGACCGCGCUCUGCUUCUUCUUCUUCUACUUGUGUUUCUAUUGACUCGGAUUGAUCACCGACUCACUGUCCCACCGAGUCCAUUCAUCAAAUCGGGAUUUUGGAACCAUAAGAUGGGCAAGAAGAGUAAAUCUAAGCCUCCUAAAGAGGUUAAAGAAGACAGUGUUGUAGAAAAGACUGUUGUGGAAGAAGAGAAACCUACAUCUUCUGCAAAAAAGACCACUACUGCAAAGAAGCCUGCUUCUGUGAUUGAUGAGAUAUUCGCCGGGAAAAAGAGGAAGAAAGCUGAAGCCGAAAAGGCUAAAAAGAAAAAUGAAGAGGCGAGUGAAAAACCCAACAAGCCUAAGAGAAAGAAGAAGAAAGAUUUAGGCUUUGAAGACGGUGCAUUUGUGGAGCCAAAUUCUGGGUCAAAAAAGAGAACAAACGAUGGCCUUGCUAUCUAUACAGAAGAAGAGUUGGGUAUCAACAAAGCAGAUGCUGGAAGCACCCCUCUUUGUCCAUUUGAUUGCUCUUGUUGCUUCUGAGGCUCCUUACUAGUCACAACUCACGGAGGAUUUGUAUGCGUAGAGAUUUUGUUGUUUCGAUUUGAGGAUAGCUGAGUGUACUUAGGUGUGGUUUUGAUGUACUCUAGAACCUGAUUACAUGAAUCAUGAUCAGUUUGAAUCAGUGUAACUUAUGAAUCAAAAUCCUUUGGUUUCUCUUUAUGAUUAAUUUAGAAUUAUACUCAUUUGCCUGCA